UCCCCGCAGUCUAAUCCACACAGUGAAGAUGCACAGCAGCGGUGAAAUGUGUCGAAUCAACAUCGGCUAACUACUUCUCUAGGCUGUGAUUGACAAAACCCCGCUAACACUUUGUUCCUCUAGCCUCUACAGACCGUGUUUAUUCCUAAAACCGUCGGGUACACAUUUAACCCACACCGGGACUUCGCAGACGUUACGUCGGGACAAUGGAAUCUCACGUCCUCCCGGACAGUAUCCGCCCUCAGCGGCUGCAGCCAGGCAUCGGAUUCGGCUCAGGACCGACCGGGACGCUCCGCUCCUCUCUCCGGCCCGGGGUGACGGUCCCCAUCGCGCCGCUGCUGCCCUCCCCGGCCUCUCUGUCCGCCUCGUCCGGGCCUCCUCCGCCGCCUCCUCCGCUGCAGCUCCACAGCCUGUACGGCGGGCUGGGAGCGGGGCCGUGGCCGGGGGCAGGGCACUGUAACCCGGGGAACCCGGCGGUGCUGAAGGAGGCGGUGGAGGCUGUGGUCCGGAGCUUCGCUAAACACACUCAGGGCUACGGCAGAGUAAACGUGGUGGAAGCUCUGCAAGAGUUCUGGCAGAUGAAGCUGACCAGAGGCGCCGACCUGAGAAACGGAGCUCUAGUUGUUUAUGAAAUGGUCCCAUCCAGCAACCCUCCUUAUGUCUGCUACGUCAGCCUUCCCGGAGGCAGCUGCUUCGGGAGUUUCCAGUUCUGUCCCACCAAAGCCGAGGCACGACGCAGCGCUGCCAAGAUCGCCCUGAUGAACUCUGUUUUCAAUGAACAUCCCUCCCGCCGCAUCACAGACGACUUCAUAGAGAAGAGCGUCAGUGAGGCGCUAGCCUCCUUCAAUGGAAACAGAGAAGAGGCUGACAACCCUAACACAGGAAUUGGAGCAUUUCGCUUCAUGCUCGAGUCCAACAAAGGAAAAUCCAUGCUGGAGUUUCAGGAGCUGAUGACCGUGUUCCAGCUGCUGCACUGGAAUGGAAGUCUGAAAGCCAUGAGAGAACGACAGUGUUCCCGACAGGAAGUGCUGGCUCACUACUCCAACCGGGCUCUGGAUGAUGACAUGCGCACUCAGAUGGCAGCCGACUGGGUGAACCGGGAGCAGAGUGUGGCGAGCACUAUCGCACAGGAGGUGGCGUCGACGGAGCGAGAACUGGAGGACGCGAGGCUGGCGGGAAGAGAACUGCGUUUUUACAAAGAGAAGAAGGACAUCCUGAUGAUUGCUGUGGGCCAACUCAACGCAGCCAACACUGCCACGCUGCCCUCGCACUAAACCUGCCUCCAUCGUGGAAAAACAUGCCUUCACUCUCCCGGUAAUAGUACUGAUUACAUCAUACAUGUAAAGGUGCUUCAUCUGAAAGGGUUUGUAUCUUGUGUUUUGAAUACCAUGAGGACCAGGUAAUCAGGCCUUGAUUUACAGUAUGCACAACCGUCCAUAAAACCAACCCUUGCCGUUAUAGCCGUUGCCUCUUUGUGCCUAGUGAUUACAGGAUAACAGUGCUUUAAAAAAGAUACCUGUAAACUUGCUGGGCUUUUUCAACUGACUUGGGGUUAACAUGUUUUUUAUUAUUUCAUACUUUAUUUGAGUCAAAGUAGACGAAACACACCCUGCCUUUCAUCACUGAAUGUACGGGACGUAAGUUUAUAUACCACCAAACCAAACCUUUUUUUUUUAAGGUUUGGAUCAUUCUUAAUCUUUUUGAUUUCCUUUAUUUGGCUAUGUUUACUCUGAUAGUAUUUUGGACACCAGCAAGUGAAGAUAAAAACAUUUAUGGUUCCUUAAAUCUAAAUGGCAAGUACCCUGUGUACAUAAAUAAUCAACAUAUUUUUUAAACACACAAAAACCGCAAGGGGAUAAAAGAUUCCAACUAACUAUCGGUAUCGUCAGAUAGAGGCUUUAAAAUGAAAUAUAGGAAUCAGCCAGGAGUAAACAUUUCCUCGGAAACAAAAAUGCUUAUAUGUUACAUAACAAAAAUAUGACUUGUUUUACAUGUUGCCUUAGUUAAAGUAGUUUUUCUUAUUAUGCUUAGUCAAUGUUCACAUUUCUUCAAAAUGUCUGCAUAUGCCAGAAGGCCAUCGGGACAACAGUAGGCAUAAUGAUAUGUAAAUAAUUCCACUACAGGAGAGGCUUUAUGUUUCCUGCAAUAUGAUGGAUAAAAAAUACGUGCAUAUCGGUUUCCACAUUGGCAAUCGGCCACAUGUGGAAACAGAAUAUGGUUACAGAAUAUCGGUAUAUCAAAUAUCUGCAAAUACCAUAUCGUACAUCCCUAAACCCUCGAUAAUGGUUACAAGAAUGUGUUCUGCCUGUUGUAAUGAAAAGAAAGUGUAUAUAUGUGGCAAUUGAAAUGAAUUCAAGACAGCAUUGAAGCACACUCAUAUAAGAAUGUGUAGGUUCUUUGUUUAAAUAUCAGCAUUUGACUGAUUGCUCAGGUUUUUGAAAAAGAAAUCAGAUAAUGAACCGUCACUAUGUAUUUCUUUUUUAUUGGUGGGCUUCUUACUAUUUUAGUGUUCAUUGUGUGCUUGGUGACCAUGACAGUAGCUGAAUGUAUAUUUUCAGUGUGCUAUCAACUAAGGAUCUGCAAAGCAAUGCUGUUUAACAUUUAGACGACUGAAUUGUUAUUGUGAUGCAGGAUGGGUUUGUCAUGUGCUUCAUUUAGAGAACAGAGUUUAGUAGACUCAAAUGUAGGUCAUGAUCUCAUUGAGUCAAAGAACAGUGUUGAUUGGAGUCUAAAUGUGAAGGCCAAAAAAACAAAUUGAGGGAUCUUUUGUGAUUGAACAAGCAGUUUGUUUGUUAGCAGUGCUAGUGUAUGUCAAUGGGCUAAACAGUGUAUAUGAGUCGCACUUAUCAAAUGUUUUCAUGUUGAAGGACCUAAUUUAGUUCAUGCUGAAUAUGUGAUAUCUUCAUAUUUCUCCAUGUAUCUAAAAUGUAUUGAAUACAUAAUACGGAUAAAGUCAUGUUGGUGGGUAGCCUUUUAAAGACCCCAUGUAAUGGAAGUGAGAGUUUAAUGGAUAAUGUGUUGCUCUUGUUGGAUGUAGUGUGGGCAGUGAGUUAUGCAAGUUAAACAGCAGGAGCGCUCAUUCUCACUGCUAAAUGCUGGAUUAUCAACAGCAGAAACUGAUUACACUACAUGUGGGGAGUCUGCAAAUAAAAAACAAAGAAGCAGAGAUGGAGUAUGAUUAAAGCCAGAUUUAAUUGUAUUACUUCACUCUUUUCCCUGAAUCAUUGUGCCUUUUUUAAAUUGGUUACACAUGUAAACAACCUAAACAUUUCAUUUCCUUUAAUGUGGUCUUUAAAGGAGGCUUUACUCUGUUUAAAAUGUUUUUGUUAUUUCAUGUAAAGGUAAAUAUUACAUGCUAUAUUAUUGUUACUUAUAGAAGAUGUUUGGCAUUUUGAGAAAUGUGCUUAUUCUCUUUCUGAAAUAGAGUUACUAAUCUCUUAUUAGUCCAUUUUAAAUGUAAGGCUUCAGCUUAGCUUAAAGGCUGAUUAUCUGAAUUGUUACAGUAGAGACGUGAAUCUUGCCACCUGAAGAUGAAUAAGCACAUUUCUCAAAAUGUUGAAAUAUUAAAAUGUUACAUGACAUAAGUUUAUGAAGGAUUUAUUAAAUCUUGUUACCUUUGGUAUACAUUUAUAAUCAUUAUAUAUUGUUUGUUUGGUACUCAGCUUGCAAAAUAUGUGUGCAGCACAACCAGGAAGAUAUUUCUGAGUAAGUUUUGUCUCUGCAGCAAUCUUCAGUCAAUACUGAAAAGUCAAAAUAGACAUUUGAACUGAAACAAUGAACACUUAAACCUCACAACUCUGCAGCUCGAACCCUGCAAAUCUUACAUUUUUCUUUCACUUUGGUUUUCUCCUGCUUCCAGAACCUCAUCUGCAGAGAUGAACUAUUUGAAUGAUCUUUUUACAGGAAUGAGGCUCGAGAUCUUAAAUUGUGUGUUUAUUUUUUAUUUUUCUUGUUACUUUGAUGCGUGUGUGUGAUUUUUGACUACAAGCCAUUCAUGUUCGAGCUCUCUUCUUAAAAAUGCCUUUUAUCUUUCUUUGUGAUCAUUAUCAAUGAAGGCUUUUUUAAACAAUAUAUUUUUUUGAUAUCCAUUUUAUAAAAGAACGUGGGCUUUUUAUCUUUUAUGCAUGUUGUGUUGAUUAAGUUUGUUUUUAAUGUUUCGUAUUCCAUACAGUAUUGUUUUAUGAUAGUGUUUCUGAAGGCUCUUAUUGUAUGUAUUUUCUAUGAAUAUUUUGUAUUCCAUGUUUAUACUUUUAUUAGAUUUAUAUAAUGUAAUAA
Molecule: messenger RNA, 4275 nt
Organism: Trematomus bernacchii (emerald rockcod)
Lineage: Eukaryota; Metazoa; Chordata; Actinopteri; Perciformes; Nototheniidae
Gene: lix1l
Product: limb and CNS expressed 1 like
Exons: 6
Coding region: 207-1274 (355 amino acids)
Biological process (GO): autophagosome maturation
Cellular component (GO): cytoplasm
Source: RefSeq, a predicted model, not a curated record